Messenger RNA from Ceratotherium simum simum (southern white rhinoceros), 1099 nucleotides. The record is from RefSeq and is a predicted model, not a curated record. Lineage: Eukaryota; Metazoa; Chordata; Mammalia; Perissodactyla; Rhinocerotidae.
AUGUCUAAAAGACCUCUCAUUCUCUGGGUGCUGAUUGAACUCGGGUGGCUUUAUCUGACUUCAACCGCAUCAGAGAUUGUCGUGAGAGCAUAUUUGGGUCAGACGGUGACUUUGCCCUGUAUGUACUCCUCCUGGUCUCAGAAUGGCAACAGCAUGUGCUGGGGCAAAGGCCAGUGUCCCAACUCCAAAUGCAAUGAAGAGCUUCUCCACACCGAUGGGAGUAGGGUGCUCUGGAGCAAGUCGUCAAAAUACAAACUUCAGGGGAAUAUCCAGAGAGGCGAUGUCUCCUUGACCAUCUCUAACACCAACGAAGCCGACAGCAGUGUGUACUGCUGCCGCAUAGAGGUGCCUGGCUGGUUCAACGAUGUGAAAAAGAACAUUCGCCUGCAGCUGAGUAGAGCUACAACAACCACUGAGUCAAGAACAACCCGCCGCCCAACCACCACCACUGCUAUGACGACAAGCACAGCUGUGCUUCCAACAACAGUCAUGACGACACCUGACCUCACAACUGGAACACCACUUGAGACAAAAACCACCACUGCCCUCACAACAAUGGCAACCACAUGCUCUCCAACAACACUGAGUAACCUUCCUGAGGCAACCACAAUUCUUCUGAUCACUGAGCCCUCCCCAGAAGGGCCUUUCCUCACUGAAGAAUCAGAAACUUUCCCUCCCUCCAGUGACUCCCAGACACCCUCUGAGGUGACUUCCGGAGACACUGCCUUGUUCACAUCUGAAGCACCUGAGACAGCAAUUAUUGAGCAAAAUGGAGUUGAAUCAGAACAGAUAAAAAUGGCUGACAACUUCGAACUGCUGAUGAUCAUUGCUCCCUCCCUGGGGUUUGUGCUGUUGGCAUUGCUUGUGGCAUUUUUCCUUCGAGGGAAAGUCAUGAAAACCAAUUGUUUCCAGAAACACACAAGGCUCAACAAUGCUGGAGAAUGUAAAAAUGUCCUCGAUGACAUGCAGCAUGCAAGAGAAGAUGAGGAGGGUCUUUUCACACUCUAACAUGCUACUUUUUCUUGGGAUUGAGGAUUGGCACAUAAUGUGUGAAUUGUCAAAAUAAGUCCUGGAAUGUUUUGAUUUUAUUUUUUUUUUA